AGUGACUCGACUGGCUCCUGACCCAUGUCCGUGCCCGGCGCCUCAUGUUUCACGCCCUAACCCCAGUAUACUAUCAGCGAUCAGGUGUGUCAAAAUAUAUAUAUUUUCGGUCACCAUUCGCCCUCUAUCAUAGGCUCGAGAGCAGCGCCCGCUCUCCCUCUCACGCCGCCCCAAAUACUCUGUUAACCGUGGCGGUUGAGCUUAAGGGGCAAGUGCGCCACCUAGUUCUCACGGCCAUCUCGAGCCCCCUUUCCCCGCCAACUCGGGCAGAGCAGAUGUCCCAUGCGCACCUCCCUGGCCGUGAACAAGGUAAUAGCCAGUCGAAAAAUUUGCGGCUAAGCGAAACUUAAUUUAUGACAAAAGAUGGAUUACCAAAAAAUGACACUUUUUCACGACCAAGGAGAUUCGGCCCGGACCCUGCCGGACCCCUCUCCUGACCCCUCCACCAUCGUGCGCGCCGUUAACAGCCAUCAACCCCCCGAGCCAACCAAGGAUGAGCUGAAGACGGUUACAUUGCACUGCUCUACAGAGAGCGCCGCCAGGGCUGAUCAGACCCCGUACCUUUCUGCCUGCGUCGGGCACAAAAAAGUCAUCCCGCGGUGGAAGCCGGGCUCAGACCUCCGCUUCGCCUUUUGGGAAAGCAGCUUUCCGCCCUCGCACAACGCUAAACGUGUGGAAAAGGCACUCACUGUUGCCGUAGACGACUGGAGCAGGAGAAAGGUUGUGCAACUCCGGCGCGUAGUCCUGGACGAGCCCCAUGUCUUCGUCGUCGCCUACAGUGCCCAGAAGCGCCAACACUAUGCCGAAGCAUUCUUUCCCGACAGCGACAAACGGGUAUUGCGUAUUUUCGAGGAAGCUCUGUCAGUGAAGUGCGACGGCUUCUUAGCCGAAAUCCUGCGCCAUGAGCUCGGCCAUAUCCUCGGUCUUCGCCACGAUAACGCUGGCGUCGCGGAAGGUGAUUGUCCUUCGGCUGCGUUGACGCCCCCCAACCCGGACUCCAUCAUGAUGUCCCCCCUCGCCGCCAAAGGCAUACAAGAAUCGGAUUUCGAGGCGCUCAAAAUGCUUUACAGUAUGGACGAUAAUGGCACGCAUGCCGGAUUCCAGGUUGUAACGAUCGAUCCGUAUACGCUGGAGUCACCGAGCUACGGAUAUUCCUCAAAGAUUCUGCAUGGGAAGGCCAGGCAUGUUAGCGUUGGGGCCCGGGCUACCCAUGCGCAGCAUAAAACUAUCAACCUAGGCCUAGUCUCGAUUUUUGUCUGCUUUUUUCUCUUUUUCGCUUCGAACGCAAGGAUCGUCGUGGUCUUCUAGUCAUGAGGGCGGGUACUGUAUGAGCAGGUUGUAGAUAAUACAUGAGGGCUUGGGAAUGGAUGAUUUGGUGUCUCAAGGAUGGUGGCUUCUUGUUGCAGCAAAAGCCAUGCCUCGGAAAAGUUUGUUUAGACUCGGAAAAGUUUGGUUAGACUCGGAAAAAGUAGAGUAACGGUCCUGUGGCGACGCAACCGUGGACAGGCUUGGUUCAACUUAGAAUGGGAGUGACUGGUGAUAGAAUGAUCAUCAAUAGUCUUUCAACAGACCUAUGUAGUUUAUAAGUCUUCGUAUUCUCUUCUUCCAUGUGUAAACAUGCGC
Lasiosphaeria miniovina is the source of this 1623-nucleotide messenger RNA. RefSeq lists its product as uncharacterized. The transcript has 2 exons. Bases 364 to 1308 code for a protein of 314 amino acids. Gene Ontology annotation, molecular function: metallopeptidase activity. Lineage: Eukaryota; Fungi; Ascomycota; Sordariomycetes; Sordariales; Lasiosphaeriaceae. The record is from RefSeq and is a predicted model, not a curated record.